AUGCUUGAGUAUGAUAAUAUUAUCCACACGGCCCCCAGUCUACGCAACUUUCUCUGGUACACUCAGUUACUAGUCCCCCUGCCAGGAUAUGUCUUCCUCGUAGGUGAGCUGCGCCAGCGCACCACGGGCGAGCUGUGCGAACGUGCAUGGAAAGCUAUAUGCGUCAACUACAACGACCGGGGUCUCAUUCGCAAGCUGAGAAGCCCUAUGCAUGUUGCCUUCGGUCGCAUGCUUCUAAAGGCCUGGAACGCACAUGAGGAGGCCGAGCUCCAACUUGGGAGGAAUGUGCAACCUCCACAGCUGGUUACAAUGCUGCGCGAACGUGUGGCCCUGCAAACUUCAACAUCCCAAUCAAAGCCAGAUUUGGCGGGCAACGGUAGCACGGACUCUGUUAAGACCACAAACGGUGGCCCCAUUGCUGGAACCAGAAUGUGGGUUGACGAUAACCCUGGACUAGACAGAAUGGGCCGGCCAUUCGCGAUUAUGUCCAAUGAAGAUUCAAUGUUUCCGUCUCUGCACAGCGCAAGCCAAAUGUUUGAUGAGGUUUCGCCCGAUCAGAAUGACGUCGAUUGGUCAUAUCUCAUGCAACCUGGUGUACUGGGGGAGCUUUGCGGCAAACACUGA
This is a messenger RNA of Aspergillus oryzae RIB40, 624 nucleotides long. RefSeq lists its product as uncharacterized. The transcript has a single exon. Bases 1 to 624 code for a protein of 207 amino acids. The record is from RefSeq and is a predicted model, not a curated record. Lineage: Eukaryota; Fungi; Ascomycota; Eurotiomycetes; Eurotiales; Aspergillaceae.